CCCUCCCCUCCCCUCUCUCCGCCCCAUGCGUGUCCUGAGACUGUCAGAGCGCUUCACAGUGUCCGCACAGCCUCACGCUCGCUCAUGCACACACACGCAGACGCGGACACAGACAGGCGAACGGACAGAUAUGCAUUCACAUCUAUAACAUACUCGGACAAAUUUCUACAUGCAUAGUGAUAUAAAUCCACAUCUGCAGACACCGGGCAGAGGGUUGGUAUUAGCAUUAGACGAUGGCGGCUGCCACGCGCAGCAACAGUACCUCGGCCGCACUGCACACCGCACACGGCAGCCUGGAGCCCCCCAAGAAGCGCAUAGACCCGAGGAGAAGGCAGGCGGCUCUCAGCUUCCUUACCAACAUCUCCCUGGAUGGGCGUCCGGCGCAGGGUGAGGGAGAAGCGCAGGAAGAAGAGGAGGAAGCGCCGACUCGUACCGACUCCUGUCUGUCUUGCAAAGCCGGCGCUCCGAGCUGCAGGAAUUCAGCGGAAGGGGAGCCGACGGCGAGGUGCGCCGAGCGCAGGGUGCUCACCGGCGGUGCGGGCGCUUCCCCCAGGGGGAGGAUCAAUUCCUUCACUCUGGGAAUUGUGCCCACUGCUUUCCUGAGGCAGGCGUCAGUGCCGAACUACUGCCUGGAGCAGGGCCAGAUUGGCAGCGCCGCUUUCGAUUUACAGCGAUCCAGGCGCCGCUUGGUUUCUCAGCGUUCUUCAUUGGAGACUCUAGAAGACAUUGAGGAAAAUGCCCCAUUGCGGAGAUGUCGGACUCUGUCAGGUUCCCCCAGACCAAAGAGCUUUAAGAAGAUUCACUUUAUCAAAAGCAUGCGACAACACGACACCAGGAAUGGCAGGAUAGUGUUAAUCAGCGGCAAGAGGUCCUUCUGCUCGGUGUUCUCAGUAAUGCCGUAUCAAGACAGCGGUCAGCCUGGGGAAAUGCAAGCGGAGGGUGCGAGGCAGAGGCACCCUUCUGGAGGAAUUGGUGCCAAGGAAAUGGUGGUUGGUCUGGAAGGAGUGGAACUGGGUGCAAAUGGCAAGACUGUUUCCUACACACAGUUUCUUUAUCCAACUAACGUGCUUGGUGGACGGAGGAACACGAUAGAUUCCACGGCAUCUUUAUCCCAGUUUCGCAACACUAGCCAUCGUAACACUCCUCUCGGGAGGGCCAGCAGUUCCCAGGGAAGCAUCGAAACAGGUACUGAAGUGACAGAGUUUGCAGAAUACAAUCCCAACCUGGUGGAUGACCCACAGUGGCCGUGUGGAAAACACAAGCGAGUUCUCAUUUUCCCUUCCUAUAUGACUACAGUGAUUGAAUAUGUCAAACCCUCCGAUCUUAAAAAGGACAUGAAUGAAACCUUCCGAGAAAAGUUUCCCCAUAUCAAGUUGACCCUCAGUAAGAUAAGAAGUCUGAAACGGGAGAUGAGGAAGCUGGCACAAGAGGAGUGUGGUCUGGAAGAGCCAACCGUGGCCAUGGCCUUUGUCUACUUUGAGAAACUGGCACUCAAAGGCAAACUGAACAAACAAAACCGCAAGCUCUGUGCAGGCGCCUGCGUUUUACUAGCAGCCAAAGUAGACAGCGAUCUACGGAAGCAUGAAGUCAAACAUCUGAUUGAUAAACUGGAAGAAAAAUUCCGACUUAACCGAAGAGAACUGUUAGCCUUUGAGUUUCCCGUGUUAGUUGCCUUGGAAUUUGCUCUUCAUCUUUCCGAGCAUGAAGUGCUGCCGCACUACAGAAGGCUUACCCAGCAUUCCUAGCAGUGGCCAAGGGGUUCCAGGUUCAUCUGCUACUGCCCCCACCCCCACCCCACCCC
Messenger RNA from Hypanus sabinus (Atlantic stingray), 1801 nucleotides. It is a transcript of the gene cables1, whose product is annotated as Cdk5 and Abl enzyme substrate 1. Gene Ontology annotation, cellular component: cytosol. The transcript is spliced from 10 exons. The record is from RefSeq and is a predicted model, not a curated record. NCBI's taxonomy places the organism in Eukaryota, Metazoa, Chordata, Chondrichthyes, Myliobatiformes, Dasyatidae. The coding region runs from base 234 to 1745 and encodes 503 amino acids. Gene Ontology annotation, biological process: regulation of cell cycle; nervous system development.